Molecule: messenger RNA, 591 nt
Organism: Aspergillus welwitschiae
Lineage: Eukaryota; Fungi; Ascomycota; Eurotiomycetes; Eurotiales; Aspergillaceae
Exons: 1
Coding region: 40-462 (140 amino acids)
Source: RefSeq, a predicted model, not a curated record
CCCCCCUUGCCCCUCCGGCAGGGAUCCAGCACCAUCCAAAUGCCACGGAGACGCACUGCCAUCAUGAUUCGUGUAUUGGCUCCCUUCAUUUCCACCACGGAAUCUCUUCACAUCCAAAUCAAGUGGUCGAUUCGUCCAAACCGGGCGCUCAUUCCUCACGCUGAUCGUACCUACGUACUCAUCUCAUCCUUCAAUAAUCCGCAUAUCUAUCAUCAACCAUCAUCAUCCCUUUUUCUCUCCCCAUUUUUACUUUUUUUUCUUACUUCUUCUUCUCGAUCAUCUAAUGUUACUCCAUUUGUAUCCCUCCGUAUCCCGCCACCCACUUCCUUACCCCUCUAUCCCCCUCUAAACUCCCCCUCCUUCCCUCCCCUCUUUUUGAAGUCUAACCCUUCUUUAAACCCCUCUUUGGUAAAUCGGCUCGCUGGGAUCACCGUCGGUAAUCCCUACUUAUGUCGUAGAUAACCCACUAGUUAUUUGAUAAUCGGCCGCCCGCCGCAAGGCUGGUCAUGACUUCAUUUCCAUGCGAUCCAAUUUGUGUGAGUGGGAUUGCCCGUCUAACUCCGACGAGAACUAGCCCCGGUGGAUCUUCAA